AUGAUCCUGACUCUUCUGCGAAUCCAUCCCCUGCUGCUGCUAUUGCUUCUCCAGGGGCUAGCAGGAGACCCUCUCUCAGUGGCUAAGGAGCUCCUAGCAGAGCAGCCUGGACAGCAUGUCAACAGCAGAGUACCAUGGGCCAGCAAUUUGUCCUACAAGAAAAAGAAGUUCAUGGACAAGUUUGUUGAUGAACUAAUGAUCCCUCUGCCUCCGGACGUGUACUGUAAUAUCUUGAUUAGGAGUAGAAAUGUCAUGGUUUCUUCGAGCCCGUGCAAGAAAGAACACUACUUCAUCCAUAGCUCCUGGGAUAAUCUACGAAAUGUGUGUAAAAAUAACAAAUUCCCAUGCAAGAAUUCCAUGAAUAGCUGUUACCAGAGCACAGCAUAUAUGGAUAUGACAGUUUGUCAGCUACUUGAUGGUGAUCUGUUCCCUUAUUGUGAAUACACAUCUGUUAAAAAAAGGAAAAAAGUGGUCCUCUCCUGCAAGAAGCUGAAAGAUUCCACUUCCCUUUUCCCUAAUACUGUGGAAACAAUUGCUGACUAA
Messenger RNA from Phascolarctos cinereus (koala), 543 nucleotides. The record is from RefSeq and is a predicted model, not a curated record. Lineage: Eukaryota; Metazoa; Chordata; Mammalia; Diprotodontia; Phascolarctidae.